This is a messenger RNA of Coregonus clupeaformis (lake whitefish), 2287 nucleotides long. RefSeq names its product G-protein coupled receptor 4-like. The transcript has 3 exons. Gene Ontology annotation, molecular function: G protein-coupled receptor activity. Gene Ontology annotation, biological process: G protein-coupled receptor signaling pathway. Bases 613 to 1737 code for a protein of 374 amino acids. The record is from RefSeq and is a predicted model, not a curated record. NCBI's taxonomy places the organism in Eukaryota, Metazoa, Chordata, Actinopteri, Salmoniformes, Salmonidae. Gene Ontology annotation, cellular component: membrane.
UCUCAUGUACGCACGCACUCUUUCUCGCGCUCUUACUUGUUUGGGGUUUCCACAGAAGUUAAAGAAAUGUAAUGUCCAAUGAUUUACAACUGAUGGCAAAUAUGAAGCAUUCUGCCAGAUAGACUACAGUGUGCAGAAUGCAGACGCGUACGGCGAGUGCACUGUCCCAGUGGCGCCAUCCACAUGAGGUGAGCAAAGGAGAAUUCUACACAGCGCCGGACUCUCUCUCGGAGGAAUGAGGAGUGAGGAUUACACAGUUUACUCAACGAAUCAGUUGUACUAUGGACAAUAUCGUGGAUUUAAAUUGACACCGAACGUACCUGAACAUGGGCAGAGCCGAGGAGGCCUGAGUUAACAGAUCGCCUGCUGCUGCUGUGUGCAUGGCAUGGAUCGUCAGUGACAGUCUUGGAGGAACAGUGAAAUGGGAGACGGCUGUUUGACAUGUGAAGCCCGCCUGGAGAAAACGUGUGCUUUCAGGCCUGGAUAUAAGGAUUUACUCAACAACAAGAAGGAAACGUCACUGUACAGAAUGCCGUUUUCCCUCUUUCAUUCUCAUUAACAACAACAUGUUGGAUUGUCCUAACCCUGUAAAUACUUAGUGCCAAAAUAACAAUGCACCUACAGAAUACGAGGACAAUGUGCAACAUAUCCUUCUGCAAUGUCGACUCAAAGAUCGACCAGUACUUCCAGCCUACGUUGUACAUCAUUGUCAUCGUCCUGGGCCUGCCCACAAACUGCAUGGCUCUGUGGGCAGCUUACUUGCAGGUGAAGCAGAAAAACGAGCUGGGCAUCUACUUGAUCAACCUCUCCGUGGCUGACCUCCUCUACAUCGGCACCCUGCCCCUAUGGAUCGACUACUUCCUCCAGCACGACGACUGGAUUCACGGCCAGAAUUCCUGCAAGCUUUUCGGCUUCAUCUUCUACACCAACAUCUACGUCAGCAUCGCCUUCCUCUGCUGCAUCUCCAUCGACCGAUAUCUGGCCGUGGCCUACCCGCUCAAGUUCGCCAAGGUCCGGCGGGUCAAAACCGCCGUGCUGGUCAGUUCGGUGGUGUGGACCAUCGAGAUAGUGGCCAACUCUGCGCCCCUCUUCCACGACGAGCUCUUCCAGGACCGUUUUAACCACACCUUCUGCUUCGAGAAGUACCCCAUGCAGGACUGGGUGGCGGGCAUGAACCUUUACCGGACAUUUCUGGGUUUCCUAAUGCCCUGGCUGCUCAUGCUGGGUGCGUACCGGGGCAUUCUGCGGGCGGUGCGUGGCAAUGUGUCCACUGAGUGCCACGAGAAGGCCAAGAUCAAGCGCCUGGCGCUGAGCCUAAUCCUGAUCGUAUUGGUAUGCUUCGGGCCAUACCACGUGCUCCUGCUGUCUCGCAGCAUCCUCUUCCUCCAGAAGCCCUGCGACUGUGGCGCAGAGGAGGACCUGUUUGUAGCCUACCACGUGGCGCUGGCCCUCACCAGCCUGAACUGUGUGGCUGACCCCAUCCUCUACUGUUUUGUUAACGAGGGCGCACGCCAUGACAUUGGUCACGCACUCACCAACCUGCUGGGGGUCUUCAAGCGGAACUCGCCCUCGCCAGCUGACGCAAUGACAGCUGGAUCUGUCACCUUGGAGACACCACUGUCCACCAAAAAGCAGAUGGGCCUGUACAGUGAAGUCAAGGCCAGCACCUACAAGACAGAGCUGGUGGCCCUCAAAGAGGAGUGCCUUCAGAUGACCAUACUCAGUGUUAAGAAAUAAACAGCCAUCCUGAUCCACCAUUGGGUGGACAUGAGAAAACACAAGACUAUGGGGAAGUGGGGGAUGAUACAUUUUAUGUAGAAUAGAAAAUAGGAGAGAUUUGAUAAUGCUCAUGUGAAAUGUUUUAGCUGUUUUAUCAGUUUUGGGGAUGACACCUCAUUAUGUACCUCAUAUGGUAAACUGUGAUUGAAAUGUGUUUGAUAUAGACGAAAAUAAUCAAUUCAAGAUGGACCAUGAGUACAUUGUGACGACAGUAAGAAAGACAACAGUAAGUUCAGUGGUAUAGAUGUGAUGCAAAGUGAAACUAAGGAUGUUUGCCACCAAACUGUUUCUUUCUCCACCUCGCCAUCUAUAGCAGGUAUGUGUUCUGGGUGGGACAAGGUUAUCUAACAUUGGAUUUGACCUGUUUACAUUUAUCUUUCAAUGAGCUCGAUGCCUUGUAACAGCUCCAAAGAUCCUAAAUGUGUUCUGUCAGCCCGAGAGUGAAGCACAAUGCUACGUGUUUUUGUUCAUCAAUUUCAAUGGGAAAUAAAUUAUGGAUAUCAUCGUU